AUGUACACUCCAUCCGGAUACGGUGCGCUGCCUCGGCACAGCGUCGAGGGUGGCUUAUACCCAACGCAAACGCCGCACCAUGAGGCUGCCCACGGCGACGACAAGGAGAUUAUUUACCGCGAGCUUGCACUCCUGUCGCGAUACACAGCAUCUAUAUGGGCGACACAUUUGCUCGAACUGAGUCUCUCGAUGGUAUCCGUUUUCAGUUUGGGGCACCUGGGCACACUGGAACUUGCCGCUGCAUCGCUUGCGGGUAUGACUGCCAAUGUGACCGGCUUUAGUAUGAUUAGUGGACUGGUGUGCGCGCUGGACACUCUUUUACCUGCAACAUAUGUUCGGCAGCCACGGUAUAUGGGCUUGUGGACGCAACGUGUAGGCGUCGUGGUUUUUUGUGUCAUUCCGCUCAUUAUUCUGCUCUGGCUGAACGCCGAGCGCGGGCUGCUCUUGCUCGGCCAGGACCCAGAGAUUGCGCACCUUGCACGCCAGUUUCUCGCAGUGCUUGCAAUAGGCUUGCCGGGUCAUGCGGUAUUUGAGCUCUGCCGUCGCUUUCUCCAGGCACAAGGGAUGAUGCAUGCACCGACUGUGGUGUUGUUGGUCGUAUCACCGAUCAAUGCCGUAGCAAACUACCUCUUGGUGUGGGGUCCGCACAAGAUGCGUUUUGGGUUCCUCGGCGCACCGAUGGCGAGUGCGAUUUCCAUGUGGCUCAUGGCCGUUUUGUGCAUGCUGCAGUGCGCUUUGGUUGCACACAAAAACGGGACUUGGGGCGGCUGGUCUUACAAGGCAUUCGAUCCAGCAGGCCUGCGUGUGUGUGUCGCGCUUGGGUUUGCCGGCGUGCUUUCCCUCGCGUCCGAGUGGUGGGCGUGGGAAAUUGUUGGCCUCGUAACCGCCGCACUGGGCACGACGUCACUUGCGGCCCAGUCUGUGCUGCUCAUUACCUCUUCGGUGACAUACCAGCUCCCUUACGGUGCUUCCGUUGCCGCAGCGGUGCGUGUAGGCAAUUUGCUAGGCGGUGGGCACAUGAGCGACGCGCGGCUUGCGAGUCUUGCCUCCUUGCUCCUCUCUGUGAUCAUCGGCAUGCUCAACUCCUCGGUUGUGUACGUCUCACGGGACAAAUGGGGCUACCUGUUUAGCAAUGACGUCGAGGUUAUCCGUCUCGUUGCCUCUGUUCUUCCUAUCUUGGCCAUAUUCCAGUGCGCCGACUGUAUUUGCGGCGUCGCUGGCGGAAUUUUGCGCGGCUCAGGGCGCCAAUCCCUCAGCGCAGCAAUCAAUCUCACGUCGUAUUACGUGAUUGGCAUGCCCAUGUGCCUGUUCCUUGCGUUUGGGCCGCUUCAUAUGGGCCUGCGGGGUCUCUGGUGGGGCCUCACGGUCGCAUUGGUCUACGGCGCAGGCAUCGCCUUGUUCUACGUGUGGUACACAGAUUGGACAGACGUAAUGCACAGGCUGCAUCGGAGCAUGUCUGUCGAUGACGAGCACGUGUAA
This is a messenger RNA of Malassezia vespertilionis, 1479 nucleotides long. RefSeq lists its product as uncharacterized. Lineage: Eukaryota; Fungi; Basidiomycota; Malasseziomycetes; Malasseziales; Malasseziaceae. Gene Ontology annotation, molecular function: antiporter activity; xenobiotic transmembrane transporter activity. Gene Ontology annotation, cellular component: membrane. The transcript has a single exon. The record is from RefSeq and is a predicted model, not a curated record. Bases 1 to 1479 code for a protein of 492 amino acids. Gene Ontology annotation, biological process: xenobiotic detoxification by transmembrane export across the plasma membrane.